CAAAUAAAAGAAGAAGAAGCUCUGCUGUGUCGGCCAUUGGUUGUUUCAGCUACGUGCCCUUUGAAUCUGAAUGGGAUGCGAGUUACGUAGCUGACUCGCUAGGAGGUGGCUAGCUAAGUACUUACCUCGUUAUAAUAUAUUUAAGCAACUGAAUGACGACACGUGGAAUUGCAUAUUUUUUGACUGAUGACAUGCUAUUUAAAGUCUAACCAACAUCGCCAUUACCUUGUAAUACACAUCUGUCUGAACGAGGCAGGAAUCAGUCUGAUGAGGGGUCACCUACAGCUGGCAGGAUGCAAGAGAAAAGGAACAUCCAGAUCAUCGAGUGGGAGGACCUUGACAAAAGGAAGUUCUACUCUUUCGGGGUGUUCAUGACGAUGACCAUCCGGGCCACCGUCUACCCGGCCACACUCAUUCGCACUCGGCUGCAGGUGCAGAGGGGCAAGUCACUCUACAGCGGCACUUUUGACGCCUUCUUCAAGAUUCUGGGGACAGAGGGCGUUCGAGGCCUUUAUCGCGGCUUUAUGGUCAACACCUUCACACUCAUCUCAGGCCAGGCUUACAUAACCACCUAUGAGCUGGUGAGGAAGUAUGUCUCCCAGUAUUCUGAGGACAAUACGGUCAAGUCACUGGUGGCGGGCGGCUUCGCCUCCCUGGUUGCUCAGAGCAUCACUGUUCCUAUAGAUGUUAUCUCUCAGCAGCUAAUGAUGCAGGGCCAAGGGGAGCACCUCACCCGCUUUAGACUCAACUUUAACACAGAGACUGGAAAGCCCAAAAAAGUGUUCGGCCAAACCAGAAACAUCAUGGGUCAGAUUUUUGCGGCUGAUGGAUUCAGGGGCUUCUACAGGGGAUAUGUGGCUUCUUUACUCACAUAUAUCCCAAACAGUGCUGUCUGGUGGCCUUUUUAUCAUUUUUAUGCUGAGCAACUUUCUCAACUGGCUCCCAGUGACUGCCCUCAUCUAAUUCUACAAGCCAUGGCUGGACCUCUGGCUGCCGCUACUGCCUCAACUGUCACCAACCCAAUGGAUGUGGUCAGAGCCAGAGUGCAGGUUGAAGGGAGGUCUUCAGUCAUCGAGACGUUCAGGCAGCUAAUCAAAGAGGAGGGCUGCUGGGGAUUGACCAAAGGACUGUCGGCACGCAUCAUCUCAUCCACACCCACUGCCCUUGUCAUGGUGGUCGGCUACGAGACGCUAAAAAAACUGAGUUUGCGGCCGGAGCUGGUGGACUCGAGACACUGGUAGAAGAAACCUGGACAGACGAUACACGGACCAUGUGCCAUUUUUCCUAAGUUAGACUUCCUGGGAAAACACUGGAUGAAAGAAAAGUUAGUUUUCAAUAACAAUGUGGGGAACAAAAUUGUAUCAAGCCACUUCAAAACACGCAUUGCCUGUGUAUAAGACCAUGAACAUGUGUCCAUACCAACAAAUUAGUAUCAGGUUUACAGUUUACAUCGCUGCUUUCAUUCACUUUAGAUGAGACGGAGCGGCCAUUCGCUGCAGGAGAAAGAAAGAGAAAAGGGACUGUGCUUAAACUUGAUCAAGGAAACAGUCAGCUGUGGCACAAACUCCUGGGCAGUUAAGUUAUUGUGUUCCUUAUUUUUACCCUCAUAGUUUUUUUAAAACUUUCUUGUUGCCCCGAUAGAGGCAGUGAGGUUUACUGUACAGGGUUUCUCACACCGCCUCAACACGGACUGCCCAGUCUGAUACCUAUUACAUGAUUGGCCACCGCAGGAGGACAGCGGGUUGCGUUUCUCCAUAAAUUGAAUCUUACUCAACUUUGCACCACAGGCCGCUGAGAUUUGUUUUGGCUCCUCCCUGCGGCCCCUACCGCUGCAGCAUGAAUGGAAAGACCUGGGUUUUUCGCCAGACUGCCUGACAACCGUGUGAACGCAGCCUAACAGGGUUGGCAUUUAUUUUAUUUUUGUUUUUUUACACAAGUUAAAGUGUUGACUAAAAUGUUUAAACACUGGAAGAUACGGACCUUGCAAUGACUCAUUUUACACGCUCUACAAACAUGUUCCAGCAUCUUUGCAGUGGAGAAAAGUGGAAUUGAUUGCUUGCCACAUGGUU
This is a messenger RNA of Etheostoma spectabile (orangethroat darter), 2069 nucleotides long. RefSeq names its product solute carrier family 25 member 44. The record is from RefSeq and is a predicted model, not a curated record. The coding region runs from base 294 to 1241 and encodes 315 amino acids. Gene Ontology annotation, molecular function: branched-chain amino acid transmembrane transporter activity. NCBI's taxonomy places the organism in Eukaryota, Metazoa, Chordata, Actinopteri, Perciformes, Percidae. Gene Ontology annotation, biological process: branched-chain amino acid catabolic process; branched-chain amino acid transport. Gene Ontology annotation, cellular component: mitochondrion. The transcript is spliced from 4 exons.